UUGUAUAUAUGGCGACGUCGGCAACCAUGAGAAAAUAGUUAGCUAGGCUUAUCUUAGAUGGUAGGGACAUGCAGUAAUGCAGUAUUCUUAGGACGAAGACAAGAAGAAAACAUAAACGUAUUCACGAUUUAACACAUACAGGUCUUUAUACGGUGCUCAUUUAAACACAUUUCGAAUAUUAGGAGCGAAUUUCCCUCGAGUUUUGGUGCAUUAAAUGGAGGAUAAGAAGGAAGACGGAGACUCGGAAAUACAGGAACACGGACCCGAACAUUGGUUCUCAAAAUGGGAGCGGCAGUGUUUGGCCGAAGCGGAGCAGAUGGAGCCAGGCGAGGAGGAGGCUGAUAACGAUCAGGAUAAACUGUGGCAUCUCUUUCAGAACUCCGCCACUGCCGUGGCACAAUUAUACAAAGAUAGAGUAUGCCACCAGCAGGGCCUGUCACUAUGGGUGCCAUUUCAGAAUGCUGCUACAGCAGUAACAAACCUGUACAAAGAAAGCGCAGAAGCUCACCAGAGAAGUUUUGAUCGAGGCACGCAGAUCGGCCACCAGCGGCGUAACAAGGACAUGCUGGCCUGGGUGAUAAAGCGCCGAAGAACCAUCCGUAGGGAGGACCUCAUCAGCUUUCUGUGUGGUAAAGCACCACCGCACAGAAGUAGCAGGACCAGCACCCGGUUGGCCAUGGUGGCCCCGAGCAGGGCCAACUCACCAGCCGAGACCGGCUCGUCCGUGGAAACGGACCUUCAGCCUUUCAGGGAAGCCAUAGCACUGCAUGGUCUGAGUGGGGCCAUGGCGAGUAUCAGCGUACGCUCCGGUGCUCCGGGUUCCCCCACACACGUGAGCGGCAGCAGCAGCAACACGGGCGGUGCGAGUGGAGGUAGCUCUUCUGGCUCUGGACUGGUGUGCCGCAGCAGGCGUAACGGGCUCCAGGAUGUCGACCUGAACACUUUCAUCUCUGAGGAGAUGGCACGACAUCUGGACUCUACUGGCUCUGCCUCCGCCGGAGGGGGCGGGACCAGGAAACGAAACUCCACCCAAUGUACUGAUGUCAUCACGGACUCCCCGACGCACAAACGCAACAGGAUGAUCUGAUGCGCUGCCUGCCUGUGUGUGGAAGAUGGGUCUUUAGAGUUGGGCUCAUGGAGGACAGGUGUGUGGGCUGAGACUAAAGCCUGGAUGCUUCUGAAUUCUGUUGCUCGUCUCCUCUCCCAACAUCACACGUCCAAAUCAUCGAUCUACAAUCAGAACAGAGUGUGUGAGGGCGAGUUCAAACGACAUCGCACACUUCUCUGUGCUGGGAGGGAGACAACAAAGACCCACUCACCUGGUCCUGGCUGCAGACAGUUCUCAGGGGAUGAGGGUGCACCGUGCUGCUUGACCUUUGACACAUCAGUGCCCCCCCCCCCCCCCCCCCUUCAAUCUCACAAAUCCACACCCACCACCUUAAUAAGGAAGUGAGGGCCAUGAUCAAAUCGCUUCCCUCAGUGGACAGUCGCUCGCCAAAUGUUGGACCUAACUUUGUCAAAGACUCGCCCGCCCAUUUCUGUGUUACUUCAUCACCGGAGUUCCUUCUUCAGCCACAGGUGGCGCUGAGCGACCUGGUGGGACGUGUGCGGCCUCGUCUCACACAGCCACAUAUCCGUCUCCCAGGUGGACGGCGUCUCUAACACUAGCAGGCUGUUGGACAUAGGACCGUGGCUUCACCUGAUGACAUCACCCUUUUAGUUUUGUUUUCAUUUGACCUCCAGUGUUAAGUUUCCAGGCAGGAAUAGUCGAGUAAAUUUUACGAGUUCCUCACUUUUUGUUUUCUUUUCAGUAUAAAAUAGAGGUGUGUGUGUGUGUGUGUGUGUGUGUGUGCGUGUGUGUUGAAAUGGCCCGCUCGCUGACUGUGACGACCUCUCUCCCUCUUACCUCUGUCUUAUGAAAGCAGCUGCUGUUUUAUGUGUUUGUGUGACGAUUCUGAUGAGUUGCAAUAAGUAUUUUUUGCACUUAGCUUUCAUCUCUAACUCAUGCAAAUAAAUCGGCUCUUCCGUCGCGUCCAACCCCCAGCAGCUUAGAAGCUUUGAAAAAGUGAUUUCAGCAGCUCUUCAGCAGCAUCUGGCCCUGCUGUAGAUUUCUUUUAAAUGCAAAGACUCUGAGUCUUUCAUUGUUUUGUUAAUUGAUUUAAUUUAUUGGGAAGGUGCUGUAAAUAAACGUUCUUACACUUUAGCACCAAACGCCACGGCGCACACCAGAUCAUUUUAAACUAGACUAGAGGUGUUGAUGCGUGGUGACCCGCUGCUUUAUGUGAAAGGGAUGUGUGCAUUAGGAAAAACUUGAAUGGGGUUAAUCUUCACCUAAUUCCUAAAAUGAUGUCCAUCCUUCAGCGAGGGUGGGGACUGAUUCGGCAGAUCGUAGGUGGAUUUGGCACGAAUAACGGGAGCUGAUCUCGUCUGGAUUUUAAGCGGAUCAGAGCCAAACCUGAACUUGUUUAAUGUGAGUUCAUUAGCAGCAUUUAAAAGUAUUUUUGGGUUGUUAGGAUAAUAAAGAAGAUCAAAAUCAUCCCCGCAGCGGUGGUGGAGUUCUCCCUGUUGGAUCCGUCGGAGCUGAUUUGAGACCCUUCUGGUUUUCUGUGUUUGAGCUUCGUCGCUUCGUACGGCCUGAGAAGCUGAACUUCCUGAGUUCUUUACCAUUCUGUUAGUUUGGUCACUAACUUCGCUGCAUUUGGAGCCGUCAUGUGCUCAUGCCGUAAUAAUCUCCGCAGCUGCUGCUGACUUAUCCUUUUUGGGGCCGUGUCGGCGCAGAAGACGACCGUCCCGUGAACUCCGAUUGGUUGUUGUGAGUGACGUAACAGAACGACUCAUCAGCUGGGCUAAAAAGUCAUAUUUCAGUUUGGAGGCUUUCUUUUUCAUCUCCCCCACCACCACCCACGCUGAGCUCCUUCCUGUGUCCAACGCUACCUUAGGAGGAAAGUUUGACUUUAAAAAAAACCUGGCGUGGUCGCUGUACGUGUUGUCAUGACGACAUGUCAUUGAAAGUGAGACAAAGAAUAAAUGCCAGAUUGUCUUAGCCACUGCCCCCUCCCCUCCCCCAGUCAUUGUGGUAACAGAAGAGGUGGCACUUAUCGUUUUUGUUUGUCCUACCUGUCACGCCGUCGUCGUCGUUGUCUCAGAAGAGGUCGACUCUUGCCACAGGUCUCUUGAGCCAACACUGAUCAGCUGUUUCUGGACACUUCUUUGUAAAACAAAAUGAUAAAUGGCUAAUCUAUAUACUUAACAAUGGAUUGUUGGUAUGACAUGUGUGGUUCACAUUGUAAAAUAAAUAAAACCAUUGAGUUGGAAGUGGAA
This is a messenger RNA of Nothobranchius furzeri (turquoise killifish), 3321 nucleotides long. RefSeq names its product HUWE1 associated protein modifying stress responses a (gene hapstr1a). NCBI's taxonomy places the organism in Eukaryota, Metazoa, Chordata, Actinopteri, Cyprinodontiformes, Nothobranchiidae. The record is from RefSeq and is a predicted model, not a curated record.